AUGGCGGCUCUAGAUGGGGCUUCCUCCACCUUCACCUUCACAACUGGAUUUUCUAGCUAUGAUGUGUUCCUCAACUUCAGGGGCGAAGAUACUCGUAAUAGCUUCACUAGCUUCCUUAACUUAAUUAUGAAAGACAAGGGAAUCAAUGUUUUUAUUGAUAGCGAAAAUCUCUGGACUGGUGAAGCCAUUGGACCCUCCUUGCUUAAAGCAAUCGAUGGCUCCAAAAUCUCUAUCCCUGUCUUCUCACAAGGAUAUGCCAACAGCAAAUGGUGCCUUCUGGAACUUGCUCAGAUUCGUCAAUGCCAUAUAUCCAACGGUCAACUGGUCUUGCCCAUAUUCUUUUACGUUGAUCCAUCCCAUGUUCGGAAUCAGAUCGGAAGUUUUGAAGAAGCAUUUCGAGAGCACAAGAAGAAUUUUGAGCCCCAUAUUGUAGAUAGUUGGAGGAAAGCUUUGAGAGUGGUGGGGAGUUUGAAAGGAGAAGUUAUUGACAAAAAUACGGACCAAGGAAAGAUUGUUGAAUUAGUUAUCAGAAGGAUUCUGGAUGAAUUGGUCAGUAACACGCAUUUGGAUGAAUGCAAAUACCCUAUUGGUAUAGAUUCUCGUGUUAAGGAAAUGUUAUCUUUAUUAAGUAUGAGUUCCGAUGAUGUUCAGUUCAUAGGAAUCUGUGGUUCCCGUGGCAUUGGGAAGACGACCAUUGCUAAGAUUGUCUAUAAUCGCAUCCUUUCAAACUUCAAGAAAUAUAGUUUUAUUUCAGAUGUUAGCAAACAAGCAAUGCAAUGCAUGGGGCUUGUGUCUUUGCAGAAACGACUUCUUAAAGAUAUCUUCAAAAUAGACCUUGACGUAGGUCAUUAUCAUAAAGGGAAAAAAUUGAUAGAACACCAUCUUUGCAAAGAAAAGGUUCUUCUUGUCCUUGAUGAUGUGGACAAUAAAGAACAGGUAGAUGCUUUAGCCGGUGAACUCAAUUGGUUUGGUCAAGGAAGUAGGGUCAUUAUAACAACCACUAAUGAACAUAUCUUGAAUGUGGCAAAAGUUGUUAAAGAUAAAAUCUGUUGGCUUCAAAGGCUGGACCGUGAGGAAUCUCUUGAACUAUUUAGUUUGCAUGCAUUUUCCAUGGAUGAACCUCCUCAAGAGUAUAUGCAACUUUCACAUGAUAUAAUACGUUAUUCGGAAGGAUUGCCUUUAAUUCUCGAGAUGUUGGGGUCUUACUUAUCCAACAUAAAUAGCAAAGAAGAGUGGAAAAGUACGCUGCGAAAAUUAAAAGGAGAUAAAGCUUCUAUCUCCAAUCUUGGAUCUUUUCUUGCAUCUUUACGUAGGCAGAGAGAAAAAACGUGCCCUAUGAAAGACAAUCCCGUUGGUUCUCACCCACUAUAUAAUGGAACUACCGGAAUCAACAACACUGUUGCUAGAGUUUCUAAAGUCCUCGGAGGAUGUCUGGAUCUAAGUGGCUACGCAACUACCGAUAGAGUUGGUAAGAGGUUCACAAUGGCAGAGAACCAAGCUGAAUUAUCUAAAUUCACCGAAGAUAAUCUAAAUCCAAAUGGCUCCACAGCUAUUGAUAGAGAUGAUAAUAAUUUGUUUCCAGUGGCAGAGAACCAAGCUGAACUAUUGUCUAAAUUCAUCGGAGGAAGUCCGAAUCCAAAUUGCUCCACAGCUAUUGAUAGAAUUGAUAAUAAUUUGUUUCAAGUGGCAGAGAAGCAAGAUGAACUAUUAUUUGAAUUCACCCGGGGAAGUCUGAAUCCAAAUGGUACAAAAACUAUUGAUAGAGAUGGUAAUAAUUUGUUCACAAAAGCAGAGAUUCGAGCUGCAACAAAGAAUUUUGAUAACUCAUUGGUGAUCGGAGAGGGUGGCUUUGGUACAGUUUACAAGGGCGUCCUAUAUGAUGGUACUCAGGCAGCAUUCAAGCGUGCCCAUCUGCCUUCUAUAUAUGGACAAGGCCGGGUAGCAUUUGAGACAGAGAUUCAGAUGCUAUCAAAGCUCAAGCAUACACAUGUGGUUUCCUUGAUUGGGUUCUGCAAGGAAAAGAAUGAGAUGACUUUGGUGUAUGAGUAUAUGGCAAAUGGGGAUCUAUCGAAGCAUCUCUUUGGCAGUGAUCUUCCACCAUUGACAUGGAAGCAGAGAUUAGAGAUUUGCAUAGGAGUUGCACGUGGGAUCAACUACCUCCACACAUGGGGAGAGGGUGCUAUAAUCCAUAGGGACGUUAAGACAUCCAACAUACUAUUGGAUGAGAACUUUGUAGCAAAGAUAGCUGAUUUUGGAAUAUCAAUAACAGAUACUUCAUUAUAUGAUCCCUUUUUUGGUUCUCUUGUGACGGGAACCGCUGGAUAUAUUGAUCCUGAAUACAAGAGAAGUCGGAAAUUGACAAAAAAGUCUGAUGUUUACUCUUUUGGUGUAGUAUUGCUUGAGGUUUUCAGUGGUCGGCCACUUUCUGAUGCACGCUUGUCAAAACAACGGGCCUACAAUAAAGGAUGGGAAUCACUUGAAACCAUUGUGGAUCAACGGCUUGAAGGGAGUUACUCUCAACAAUCAUUGAAGCAAUUGGGGCGGAUUGCAAGGAGAUGCGUUGCCGAUGCAAGUUGGGGCCGACCCACAAUGAUGGCAGUGUUGCUGGAGUUGGAGUACAUUUUUCAUGGAUGA
Macadamia integrifolia is the source of this 2634-nucleotide messenger RNA. RefSeq lists its product as uncharacterized. The transcript is spliced from 2 exons. Bases 1 to 2634 code for a protein of 877 amino acids. The record is from RefSeq and is a predicted model, not a curated record. Lineage: Eukaryota; Viridiplantae; Streptophyta; Magnoliopsida; Proteales; Proteaceae. Gene Ontology annotation, molecular function: ADP binding; ATP binding; protein kinase activity. Gene Ontology annotation, biological process: signal transduction; defense response; protein phosphorylation.